AUUUCCACACGGGUUAUAUUCUCUUCGAGUGCGAUGACAGAGAAGUCCAUCUUGUGGUUUUCAUGUCUCAAACAUUCUACUGAUCUGUUUGGUAUAGAUAGGACGGCACUGAAGUCUAUCUUGUGACCUUUCAUGUCUCCAACAUUCUGCUCUAAUUGAGAGAGAGAGAGAGAGAGAGAGAGAGAGAGAGAGAGAGAUUUUCAGAGGAAAGAAUGGAGAGAGAUGAGCAAAAACAGCCACUGAUUCCGAGAGAGGGAGUGACCAGCAGAGAAGAGAUUUUCACUGAAGUGAAGAAGCAGUUGUGUUUGGCUGGGCCUAUAGUUUCAGUGAAUCUGUUACUAUGUUUCUUACAGAUGAUAUCAGUCAUGUUUGUGGGGCAUCUUGGGGAGUUGCCUCUUGCGGGUGCUUCCAUGGCUACCUCAUUUGCUUCUGUCACCGGCUUCAGCCUCAUGGUCGGAAUGGGAAGUGCACUGGACACAUUCUGUGGGCAGUCCUAUGGAGCAAAACAGUACCACAUGCUUGGCAUUUACUUGCAAAGAGCCAUGUUUGUUCUUUUAUUGGCCUGCAUCCCUCUUUCCUGUAUUUGGGCCAAUACGAGUCAAAUCCUUCUAUUCUUCGGCCAGGAUCCAGAAAUUGCAGCCGAGGCCGGGUCCUAUGCCCGUUACUUAAUUCCAACGAUUUUCGCGUACGCGAUCCUGCAGUGUCACGUUAGGUUCCUGCAAGCCCAAAACAAUGUUGUCCCAAUGAUGCUGAGCGCUGGAUUCACUACAUUGUUACAUGUUUUCAUCUGUUGGGUUUUAGUAUUUAAAUCGGGUCUUGGAAAUAAAGGCGCAGCAUUGGCUAAUGGUAUUUCUUAUUGGGUCAACGCAAUAUUGUUGGCGGUUUAUGUUCGGGUAUCUCCUUCUUGUAAGAAGACUUGGACAGGGUUUUCCGCGGAGGCGUUGCAUGAUGUUAUGAAAUUCGUUCGGCUUGCUAUUCCUUCGGCCAUUAUGAUUUGCUUGGAAAUCUGGUCAUUUGAAAUGAUGGUUCUCUUAUCCGGUCUCCUCCCUAAUCCGAAGCUAGAAACCUCUGUUCUUUCUAUCUGCCUCAAUACAUGUUCUGUUGUUUACAUGAUACCCCUCGGACUCAGUGGUGCUACAAGCAUCAGAGUUUCCAAUGAAUUGGGUGCUGGGCGACCACAAGCAGCCCGUUUAGCAGUAUGCGUGGUGGUGUGCUUGGUUGUUGCCGAAGGCGUUAUUGCAGGAGCUGUCUUGAUUCUGGGGCGUCACGUUUGGGGAUAUUGUUACAGUAAAGAAGAAAAGGUAGUAAGAUAUGUGGGACAGAUGAUGAUAUUGCUUGCUGCAUCCCACUGGUUGGAUGGUCUUCAAUCUGUUCUUUCAGGAACUGCUAGAGGAUGUGGUUGGCAAAAGAUUGGUGCUUUUGCUAAUUUGGGAGCUUAUUAUCUCAUUGGUAUACCUGUUGGUAUAACAUUAGCCUUUGUUUGCCACAUUGGUGGAAAGGGACUCUGGACUGGAAUUAUUGUGGCACUAUUUGCGCAAGCAUCAUUUCUCGCAAUCAUAACUCUAUGCACUAAUUGGGAGAAAGAAGCAAAGAAGGCUAGUGACAGGGUAUAUGGCUCAAUCAUACCUAUAGAAGCAUCUUCAGAAAGUUGAAUUAUGAGAGUGGAAUACCUUGUUGAAUGUUAGAAAUUGAAUUUGAAACAGCUUGGAAAAAUUGGAAGUGCAUCUAAGCAUGUCUAGUAACAGGGGAGAAGAGGUGUUUGUCAACAAACUUUGACAAGGGGGGUUUCGUCGUUUUCCAAACAUUGAGUGGAAAUAUGUAAUAAAAUCAAAACUCGAGGGGUGUAAUCAAAAUUUCCCCCAGAAGUUAUCAAAUCAGGAUAAUUAUGUUCUUUUGGUGAUCAUGUACUGCAUGCAGCAAACAUUUUCCCUACUUUCCCUUACCGCCUGCACAAAUCCCGAGCAGUUCACUCGUUCUCUCAAAACCCUACUUUUCCUCUCUCUCUCUCUCUCUCUCUCUCUCUCUCUUGGCCGAUGAAUUUCCAAUGAGCAGCAGAUCAGGCAAAAGGUCACGGGAGGUCAUUCCCUCCCACUCUUCCGGAAAAUCAGCUAUUUAUGGGACUGUUGGUGCAUUCAUAGGAAGGCCAGUGGAGCAACCACGGUCAUACGAGAGGAUUACCAGGGCCAGAUACGAGGAUAAGCAGACCGGCAGUUAUGAACGCUAUACCACAAAGGAGAAGGCCUCAAGCGGCGAGCGACAUGUGGAGAGAGGAACAAGACAGGUUGGUGUCAGGGAUGAGGUCAAGAAGAGCUCAACUGUCAAGGUUGGUGACAAAAGCGGCUACACGGAGUACCAGGUCGAGGAGAGGAUUCGACAUGUUGACUUUGGUCGGGGCAGUAUUACAAAUGGCCCAAACAACUAUGCCAGUUACAGCCAUGAUAGUGUUGGCGAUGAUGAUGACAAUGGUGAUUAUGGGUCUGGCUAUGCUGAUGUCAAUGCUGCCCCGAGCUAUGACUGUGAUGGCAGCUACAGCGAUGAUGAUUAUUAUUAGGGUUUAGUCCCCAUCAUCAUUAUGCUGUUAUUGUCCUCAGUAGAAGUAAUAUGCAGUUUAUGGGUCCUUUCUUGGUGGUUAUGUUUUCUUUCAGUGUUUCAGCACGGAAGUUCCUAGCUGUAAAUACUAGGCACUUUUAAUCUUUUAAGUUGAAUGGUUUAUAUUAUCUGAUGAGACGAAGUUAACUCUUACUACUAGUUUUUUAUCGGAAGUUAACUCUUACUAGUUAGAACUGUGAUUCAGAAAUUGCAGUGGCUGAAUUUGCUUUUCGAUUCUUCGGUUAUUAGUUCUUAGCGAAAACUUUCUGGGUUUGCAUGUAUCGGUGUUUGCACAAUGUGAAUUAAGUUGUGAUUACUUAUUAGUAGGUGUUUUCCGUGUUUGUUUAUCUAUUUCCUUGGGUCGAAAAGUGCGUCUGUGUAAAAAGUACGUGAGCGUCCUCUCACAUCACUUCUUGUCUAAAGUUAACUUCAAGCUCACUCCCUAUCUAUUCAUGAUCCAAAUAAUACUUCUCACUUUCUUUGUAUGCAUCUCAUCUCACUUUUCUUCCCCGAAACCAGCCAAAUGGGAAACAGAGUUUACAUUCAGAACCCCACCCCAUGUGAUGUGAACCAAUAAUACAUAUGUACAGUAUUACCUUUUCUCCUUUUUACCUACACCAACGAAUCUGCCUUUUGAACCUUAUCUCUUUCAAUAGCACCUCUAACCCUUUAAACGAGCUUCUACACAGUCUUUACUACCCUCUCACUCUCUCUCCCUCUCCCUCUCUCUCUCUCUCUCAAUCUCAAGCUCCAAGUCUUCGAAGGUGAGUUAAGAUUCUGUUCAAUUUUAAUUUCUAGUAGGCUACUGCGUCUUAUUACAAUUAUGUGCCCCGACCAUGGAAUAUCUGUUUAUAUAAGUAUAUGUACCGUGUUUAUCUGUUUAUAUAAGUAUGUGUACCGUGUUUGAGUACGUGAUAUUGUGAUCACCACAUAUGAAGUUAGUUUGUGCAACCAAGUGUUCAAUUCGAUAUGUUUGGAUUGUGUGAAGUUCUUCUUUCAGGAUCAGAAAAAGAUGAGCAAAUCCACCGGAAGUGAAGCAGUUGUGCCUGCAACCAUUGAGAGGACUGGAAUGCCGAAAGUAAUUACAGUGAGCGAUGCAAUGGUCAAGAUGCCAGGGGAGCGAUCGCAGGCCUACGAGUGGACUUCAAAGAUCAAUCGCGAGGACAAGCUGAGUGGCAGUUAUGAACGCUACACGGCGAAGGAGAAGGCUUCUCGAGGAGAACCACACGUGGAGAAAGGAACCGGACGAGUCGGUGUCAAGGACGAGUUUCAAAAGAGCACGACCGUCAAGUUUGGCAACAAAAAUGGCUACAGGGAGUACCAAAUUGAAGAGAGGCUUCGAGAUGUCAACUUUGGUGGGAGCAACAACGGAGAACAGGGUCCUAACAAAUACACAACGCGUGAUGAAAGUGACAGUGACAACAACGAAGAAAGUGACAGUGAUGAAAGUGACAGUGACAACAAUGAAGAACAGGGUCCUGACAAAUGUUCUACGCGUGAUGAAAGUGAUAGUGACAGUGACACUGAGGGUGGUUACAACUAUGAAAGUGACAAUGACACAGACGGUGGUUACAGCUAUAGCUACGACGAUAGCGAUGAUGAUGAUUAUUAGUAGAUUUAGGUAUCAUCUGAUGUGGCACUCAACAAUCCCCUGUGACAUAGCAAGUGACGCAUCUUAUGGUACCCAAAGUGUGGUAACUAAGUAUGGUCAUUGUAGCUGAAUUCGUUGUUCUUGUUUUCAGUUGGAAUGUGGAGAUUUUUUUUUUGAUCCGCGAAUGUGGAGAUUGUUAUGUUUAUUUUGAGUGUAUUUAUGGGUGCUUUCACUGUGGUAGUUCCUAGUAAAUAAACUGCUCGUUUGGAGGAGCAGAAGUUACCAGUUCUAAGUACUAGGCUCUUACAAGUGUUUGGGGGCCAGUUUCUGAUGUACCUGAAGCGUAACUUGGAAGGGUUUAAUGUGCUUUAAUGUAAUGUCCUGACUGCUCGAUGUAUUGCAUGAUUACUCGAGUAACUGUGGUCUGUUUGCAUUGCAUUA
This is a messenger RNA of Rhododendron vialii, 4621 nucleotides long. Its product is annotated as protein DETOXIFICATION 16-like. Gene Ontology annotation, molecular function: xenobiotic transmembrane transporter activity; antiporter activity. The transcript has 9 exons. Lineage: Eukaryota; Viridiplantae; Streptophyta; Magnoliopsida; Ericales; Ericaceae. The coding region runs from base 213 to 1652 and encodes 479 amino acids. Gene Ontology annotation, cellular component: membrane. The record is from RefSeq and is a predicted model, not a curated record. Gene Ontology annotation, biological process: xenobiotic detoxification by transmembrane export across the plasma membrane.